AAAGUGUUUUCUUACGGCAACUGUCGGUUCGUUUGGUUUAAAGCUCAACGUUUAUUUUUUUUUCACUGUUUUGUGUACAAGAGUUCUAUUUCGCUUUUCUGCUACAGAUGGUGUAAAAUGGUCCACGCAGCUCAACUAUUAGGCUAUUGAUAUUUUCGACACAGCCAAACGCCCGUGCACACAGCGAACGAAAUGGAACUACCAAAAGGGGCCAAAAUUACCCACGCCGGUCUGCUGCAGCACACUCCGGAUGGAAAGACGGAAAUUCAAAAGAUCACCCAGGCCGGUCUGGUUGCUCGCUCGCCGGAAGGAACAGCCGCCAAGGGGAUGAACAUUCGAGGAAACGAAGAUCUGUGGGUGGAAAUCCAGGCGAAUACCUUCAAAAACUGGGUCAACGAGCAUUUGCGUGAAUCCGGGUUGCAGGUAACUGACUUCCACGAUGAUUUCUGCAACGGCACAUACCUGUGUGCUCUUGUGGAAGCCCUGCAGAAGCGGCCCCUUAAACCAACGUGGAAUAAGCGGCCAGCAAACCAGCAUCACUAUUUGGAGAAUGCUACCACGGCAUUGAACGCCAUCGAAGCGGAUGGAGUGAAGCUAGUCAAUAUCGGGAACGUUGACAUUAUCAACGGCAAUGUCAAACUAAUCCUCGGUCUCAUCUGGUCGCUGAUUGUGCGAUACCAGAUUGGCCGGAGUAAGUUCCCGCCGAGAAAGCUGAUGCUGGCCUGGCUGCAGGCUGCCCUUCCGGAUUGUAAAGUCACCAAUUUGACAUCCGACUGGAACAGUGGGGUGCUACUAUCGGCACUGCUGGAUUACUGCGAGCCAGGAAUAUUCCCCCACUGGCGCACAUUGGAUGUGCACGAUUCGGUCAGGAAUUGCGAACGAGCCAUGAACAUAGCUUACGAACGGUUUGGAAUACCGAAAGUUCUAGAGCCGGAAUAUCUUGCUUCCAGUUGGCUGGAUGAGCUGUCCGGUAUGACCUAUCUGUCGUACUUUAUGAAACCGGAUGGUCCAGGUUAUAAUGCAACAAUGAGAUGGGUUAACAACACAGUUAAGAGACCAGUUUCAAAUUUUACGACGGAUUUCAACGACGGCAAGGUAUUCUGUGAGAUAAUCAAGGACCUUGGAGGUCCAGUGCCAGAUCCCAGCAAGCUAAGUUCGGAUCCAGCUUUAUGGGAGAGCAACCAAAACAAGAUUAUUGAGGGUGGUCUGAAGUUGGGUGUGAAACCGGUUCUCGCUGCAAAAGAUAUGGCAACCGCCGAUGAGGAGCAUCUGGGUAUAAUGGCCUACACUACUUGGCUACGAUGGGUCAUACCUAGAGCUCCGUUGGCCGAUAUGUUGGCGGUGCACUUGGAAAGCACUUCUGGAAGAAUUGGUGAACCGACGCGGUUCAGGGUGGAAGUGCUUUCGAGGGAAAUCGAACUUUCGAAGGUAAAGGCGUUUGUUAGUACGCCGAACAGCAACAUCCUGCAACCGGUGAAGUUGAACUCCAGAGGAGAGGGAGCGUACAUUCCGGAUAAGUACGGAAUGCAUGAGAUUCUGCUGGAAGUCGACGAUAAUCAGCUGGGCGGCCAUUUCUUCCGAGUAUUACCACGAUUGGUGCAUGUGGCUCCACCCGGAAUGGCACCAUGCGCUUUGGGCAGUUUAGUUGAGGUUCUCGUCAAUGCCACUGGUGCUCCCAAGUUUGAGGAUAUUCUGGUAACGGCGUACAGUCCAUCAGGAAGGCCGCUGAAAUGCCCUUUGAAAAAGAUCGACCACGGUCACAGUGCCAUAUUCAAACCGGACGAAGCCGGCGUCUGGGAGAUUGCCAUAACCUACCAGGGACGUCACAUACAGGGCGGUCCGUUCAGCUGUUCGGUGUUCGAUCCAAGUGGUGUCUCCGUGCACGGUCUGGACGGUGCCAUGCCGCUGCGCGCACAUUCCUUCGAAGUGGAUGCUCGCGGCGUUGGCGUAAGCGGUGAACUGCACGUUGACAUCGUGCACGAUAAACGGUCGCUUGUCUGUUCGGUGGAAAAGUUGCAGGAAAACAAAUACCAAGUUACGUUCAUGCCACGCCAGAAUGGCAAACAUCGAGUUUAUAUCUAUUUCAAUGGAUACGAUGUUAAGGGAUCACCCUAUAUAAUGCGUGUUGGCAGUAAGGGUCGUUCGGGAAAGACAAGAAGCAGUCCGAACCACGACAGCCGGAUGAGAUCGGAGAGUCCGUCGUAUCAUUUCAAUACCACAUCCUUGAACAGGAAAAAUGAAACGGUCCGCAGGGAGUUAUACUCCCCGCAGACCGUUCAAAUGGCCAAGGAGACAUACGCUACUCGACUAACUUCGCCCAUGCGUGAGACUCCAUCACCCAGAGAAGUACACAACAGCAGCUACAGAAGCGAGUACAAGAACGUUUUAUCGAACAACGAUCACAGCUUCAAGAACAAAACAGAAACAUUGGUGAAUGACGUAAAGACUCCACCAAAAGACGAAGCCUACAACUACGUUAAAACCAUUCGAACGGAGAAUCAUGUCACCAAAACGAUUCGCCAACAUCGGGACUCGGAGAGUCCCGGCCUGAUUCGAGCUAGUCCCAGCCUGAAAAGUCCACAAACAGUUUCCUCGACAAUCUACGAAACGAACAACUCAAGAAACGCAACUGCUAGUCCCAAGUUCUACACAUCGAGCACACGUUACGUGCCCUCUCCGUCGCCGGUGGUGGAUCAUCGUAUUUCAAGUCCGAUCAAUAUGCACGAGAAAAACGAAACAUACAAGGUUACCGAGCGGGAAUCGUCCUACAAAAGUACAAUCACGCGGGACGUUAUUCGGGACAGCCCACCGGUGGAGUUGUACAAAACGUCUCCCGUUGCGGCCGUUGAUUAUUCGUCCAAUAUCAAGGUGACAGCAAACAAUGGACCAUCGCGGCGUGACAGUCGGGACGUGAUCAACAAAACGAAGCAUAUGUUUUCGCACAACUCUUUGGAAUCGUUGGCCAAUCUGACCGAAAAGCAGUUGAAUACGGACUUGACUUACGAUAGGACGGUCGAUCAUCAGACCGAGAAGAAUACGCAAUUCAAUAAGUUUUCACUGGGCGAAGGAAAUUAUAAAAACGAUCGAAAAAUUAUUGAUGAUGAAGGGUUGUAUCGUUCGGGAGGAUAUUUGAAGAAUUAUAAGACCGAGUCAAAUUCCCGUUAUGAGAAGUACACGACGGUAAAUAGUGGAUUUGAACCGAUCGGACGUGACAUUUCCGGUGCUAGAGCAAUUCGCGUGCAGGACAUUCCAGAUGGUGUACUCGGUCGUCCGGUGGAGUUCGAGAUCGACGGCUCACAAGCCGGUUCCGGAAAUCUAGAGAUUCUUGUCAAUGGCGGACGCGUCACUUCGGCAGUUCGCGCUUUGGGUAAUCAACGUUUCAUUGCGAGCUUCACACCGCACGAAUCCGGUGUCCAUACGGUGCAGAUAACGUUCAACGAGGAAACGGUGCCAGGGUCACCGUGGAAUAUCAACAUCAUGUCCUCACCGGGGCUGACGGCUCUCGGUGAAUCCACCCGGCUGGUGCCGGCCAGUGUGCCGGCGGUUUUUGAGGUUCUGCCGCCUCCUGGAGCUUCGAUCCGGGGCAGUGACUGCGUGGCGACCGUGCUCUCGCCCAGCAAGAGCAAGGUCAACGCGCGGGUCACCCACGAGGCGGCCAACGGUGCCCUGCGGAUUGAGUUCGUUCCGAAUGAGGUCGGCACGCACAUCAUCGAGGCAUCGAUCGGCGGAACAACCUUGGUCGGCGGUCCAUUGAUUGCGAAGGUGUACGAUUCCAGUUUGAUUCAGGUAACGGAUGUCAAUGGAGGGGUAGUUGGUCAACCGUGCCAGUUCAGAGUGGACGCCAGCGCGGCCGGUGAAGGCCAGUUGGAAAUUUCGAUCAACGAAGGGGAAGUCCCAAAUCAUGUUCAGGUCGUGGGAGGCGGACGGUGCCUGGUGUCAUUUACCCCCGAACAGGCAAAACCACAUUUGAUUGAUAUCAAAUUCAAUGGAGAAACGGUCAUUGGAUGCCCGUUCGUGUGCUCUGUUGCUGACACAAGUCGAGUUCUGCUCAAUUUAUCUAAUUUGGAGUUAAUUCCUGUCAACAGACCGGCCUCGUUUCACAUCACGGUAAGCGGUGGUGGAGCUGCCGAGUUGGCAGUAAGCGUUCGUGGUCCCCAAGGAGAACUUCCCGUGAGGGUGACUGGUGACAUACAUGCAGGAUUCACAGCUGAAUUCACUCCAAAUCAUGUCGGAGCCCAUACGAUCAAUGUCGAGUACAACGGCUAUCCGGUUCAGGGUACACCAUUCGUGGCCAAAUCAUACGACGCGACCAAGGUUGCCGUGGGAUCAGUUUCGAAGGGAACCGUCGGCCGUCCGGUACAGUUUACGGUUGAUGCGGGCGAUGCCGGUGAAGGAAAUCUGGAGAUCACAAUCUCCGCCAAAGGCCAUAACAUUCCCACCCAGGUGCACCCGCAAGGGAACGCCAAAUUUGCUGUAUCGUUCGUUCCCGCUGAACCGUGCGAGCACAUUAUCAAUGUUUCCUUCAACAAAAUGCUGGUCCCGGGAUGUCCGAUAACGGUUAUCAUCAACGGGGGAACGACCGGUCCACAAGUGUCGCUGGGCGGUCCCGGACCGCUCCAUUUGCCGAAUUCGCUAAUCAUCAACCACGCCGGAGGCCGACUGGAGGACAUCGAGGUCAACGUCGAAGGACCAUCCGGUCACUCGGUGCCAGCGCAGGUACUGCAGACCGCGGACGGGGUGUUCAAGGCCGAGUUCGUUCCGCGGGUCGUCGGUGAGCACCGAGUCAGCGUAACCGUCGAGGGUCAACCGACGGUGGGCAGUCCAUAUUCGGCUAAGGUCUACGAUGUCACCGCAAUCAAGGUGAAGAACGUCAACAAUGGUACCGUGGGAAAACCGGUCGUCUUUUUGGUGGAAACUUCCCAGGCGGGCCCCGGUAAUCUAGAGGUGACAGUGAAUGGCGGUCGCGUUCCGACCUCGGCUCAAGCUCAAGGUCAGCAUACCUAUGCGAUCAGUUUUACUCCGCGCGAGGCGCAAAACCACACCGUAGAGCUGAGAUUCAACGGACAGGAUGUGCCGGGAAGUCCAUUCACCUGCAAGGUAUCUCCGGCAGCAAGAAUUGUCGCCAACGAUCUAAUGGAUAAGGUUAGUGUCGGACACGUGUUUGAUUUUUUAGUGGAAUCGGAUAUAUCACCGGUCGUGGAGGUUCUGGGACCGGCACGGCGUGCCGUUCAUGCCGAUGUGAUGCCCGUUCCCGAUGGGUAUAAGGUUAAAUUUGAACCGAUCGAGGUUGGCGAUCAUUCGGUGGAGGUGCGUUUGCCGGGCAGUGGUCAUGUCGAAGGAAGUCCAUUCUUGCUGAAGGCAUAUUCGGCAGAGAAGGUUGUCGUUACCGACAUUCGACCGGGAACCGUUGGAAAGAGUGUUAGUUUCGGGAUCAAUGCUAGCCAAGCAGGAGCAGGAAAUUUGGAAAUCAUUGUGGCAGUUGGUGGGAAAAAUGUUCCCAAUUUUGUACAAUCGGAAGGAAAUGCCAGGUUCAAGGUGAACUUUAAACCGACGGAGGCGGCCACGCAUUCCUUGUCGGUGCGUUUCAAUGGUUAUCCGGUUCCAGGAUCACCGUUUGCUUGCCACGUAACUCAUGCCCCACUGUCGUUAUCGAGAGCUAUCGCCACCGGAGAAUCAUUGAGACAAGCUCCAGUUAAGUGCGAGAAUAUUUUCGAGCUAGAAGGGUUCGACGGAAUUGAUCCCCAGGUGUUGAUUACUUCCCCUUCGGGAGAUACCGUUUCUUGUAGGGUAUCCUACAGAGAUGACAUCCAUUUAGUGUCAUUCGUUCCCACAUCCGUAGGGAGGCACUUGAUUAGUGUAACUGCUAAUGAUCAACACAUCAACGGAUCACCGUUUUCAUGCAAUGUAUUCGACGUUUCACGUGUAGCAAUCAGCGGUCUUGAUCAUCAUAACACUCUGGCUUCGCUGGGUGUUCCGCUGACAUUUAGCGUGGAUGCUGCAGGUGCUGGGGAAGGUACGUUGGAGUUGGUCGUAUCGACGGCUACGAGUACCGUAAAGGCCGAAGUAACCGCUUGUGCUAGAGGACUGUAUGACGUAACUUUUGUACCGCAAACUUGCGAACCCCAUUUUGUCAACAUCACUUUUAACGAUCUUCCCGUGGAUGGAAGCCCCUUCCGAUGUGAGGUUCAGCAGAACACACAAAACGUCCAAGUUGGAAACAGUACUUUUAUUGAGUUGGUGGGCGAAGAUCAAAGCAUCGAAAUUUACGAUCCAGACAAUAAGAUGGUUCCAUUCACUUUAUCUCGAAAGUCGGCCGAAUUCAAGGCUACUAAAAUCGGAAGCUACAUCGUUCGUUACAUCGAUCAGGAAACGCGAUCAUUCAUCGCUGCUAGAACCAUUAACGUAUUCGACCCGUCCAUGGUGAAGAUCGUCGAAGUGGGAGAAGCUUAUUGCCAUAAGCCUGCCUCGCUGGCGGUGUCGAUAGUGGAUGCCGGACAGGGCACUCUAACGUCGGUGGUACGCUGCGGAGGUUUGGAGGUUCCACAUUCAAUUCGCGGUCCAACCAAGAACGGAACAUGGGAAAUCGUUUAUCACCCGACUCGGGUUGCACCGCACAAGAUCAUGAUCCUGUACAAUCAGGUUCCAAUUGCCAGUAAACCGAUAGAAAUCAACGUUAUGGCUCCAGCAAUGAGUAAAGAGAUCACCGUCAACGGGCUGGGAUUGUACCAGGCCCGCGUCGGUAAGACGACAUCGUUCGCCAUCGAUACCGUUGGUCAUCCGGCACGGGAGUUUGAUGUGGUCGUUUCGGGCCCGGGAGGUCAAGCUCUACCAGUGCGCUGCUAUCAGACCAAGGGAGGCCAUCUGCAGGCGGAAUUCACCGUACAGAAAGUUGGGCAAUGUUUGAUUGACGUACUUCAUCAAUCGAAGCCUUUGCCGGGAAGUCCAUACACCUGCGAAUCGUAUGAUCCAUCGAAAAUUCAUCUGCAGAAGGUGCCGAAGAUGAAUCUCUGCACCAAUUCGCCCAUUAGCUGGAAUGUAAAAUCCGAAUCAGCUGGCGUUGCGGAAAUCGAAGUAACUGUACUGUCACCAUCCGGUCAAAACGUACCCGUCAAACUAACCCAACAGGAAGAUUAUGUCCAUCAGGUUGAGUUCUUGCCACUGAGUGCCGGUCAUUACAAGGCCACCGUGAUGUACGGUGGAGAGAGUGUUCCUGGUUCUCCGGUAACUUUCGCGGUGCAGGCGUUUGGCAACAAAACCGAUAGCCAUGCAUCGGGAAAUGGCCUAGAAGUGGCUCAUCGUGGAAAAGAGACUUCGUUUGUAGUGUUCUGCCCAACAACGCCGAAUGUUCAAAUCGAACGGUUGGAUGAGCAGGCCGAACGGAUUGAGCCGAAAAUCAAAAAUCUCGGUAAUAAUGAGUGGAAAAUUUUCUAUACUAUUUUGACGGUUGGAGAGUAUGAAAUACGAGCCAGUUGCACCAAUAGAGGACCCUUGCCAGGAUCGCCAUGGACGAUUGCUUGCUUGGACCCGGCAAAGGUAACACCGAUCGGAGGCUGGGGUAGUUUGUUGGAUAGUAAUGGAAAGUUGUUGCUUCCGGUAAAAAUUGCCUUCGAUACCGGCAUGGCCGGUCCAGGGGAACUGACCUGCUAUGUGGAUGGCAACGAGGUACAAGUUGAAAAACAAAGUACUAGUAGAAGCUUACUAUACCUAACCGACGACGGCCUAUCAAAGGGUGAGCACAGCUUCGACCUGACAUGGUCAGGUCUAUCGAUAUCGCAAAGCCCUGGAUACGUUUUUGUAACUGGCAGUUCAUCCGCCGCCGAUAAGGUUGUUCUCACAGGAAGAGGCUUAACUUCUGCACAAGUUGGUGAAAUCUCCCACUUUACUAUCGACGCUUCCGAAGUUAUGUCUGGUAAACCGGAGGUUCAUAUGACAUACGAGGAUGGAGAAAAUCUUCCAGUAACACUUCUUCAACCAAGACCUAACGAACUGAUUUGGUUAGCAUCGUACAACCCACACAAAUCCACCGGUGGUCCGCUGAGCCUUUCGGUUGAAUGGAAUGGACGCCCUAUAAAGGGAUGUCCACUAACAAUCGCGGUCGGUCCGGCGGUCGAUGCCGCUAAAGUGUUGUGCUCCGGUGAAGGUCUUCGGAACGGAGUAGUCGGACGAGAUAUCAAAUCCUGGAUCGACACUCGGCGUGCUGGACCAGGAGAACUUACCGCCCACUGCGCUGGUCCACGAAAGGUUGCCUACUGUGAACUGUACGAUCAUGGUGAUGCGACCUUCACAUUAAAUGUUAAGCCCCAGGAACCGGGAAGACAUUCGCUUACUAUUAAGUACGGUGGUCAACAUGUGCCCGGAUCUCCAUUUACCCUGCGAGUCGCAGGAGCACCCGAUGCUAGCAAAGUUCGUGUGUACGGCCCAGGAAUCGAACAUGGUGUUCUAGCAACGUUCCAGUCUCGAUUCAUAGUGGACACCCGAGGAGCCGGUGCUGGGCAACUAACGGUUCGCGUACGUGGUCCCAAAGGAGCUUUCAGAGUUGAGAUGCAGCGAGAAAGCCAGAAGGACAGGACUAUACUCUGCAAGUACGACCCAACCGAACCGGGCGAUUAUCGAGUGGAAGUCAAGUGGGCUGGCGAACUGGUGCCCGGUUCCCCAUUCCCUGUGCUAAUCUUCGACACCCAAGAGGAGCUGAAACGGUUUUUGCACGGCAACUGAUGAACUAUUCAAGUAUUUUUGUGCAGUUUGUUUACUUGUAAGAUGUUGACUAAUUUAUACACUUAAAAAAACAUGGCUCAAGUUUUCAACAGUUACGUAACAACACAAACGAAAAAAAACGACACAUCCUCUAAUUCACAAUUCGUUGCUCCAAUAAGCAAUAUAAUUCAAUUCUUUCAAGAUAAGUUACGCUAUUUAUUACAUGUUGUAAUGAAUAAA
Molecule: messenger RNA, 8934 nt
Organism: Sabethes cyaneus
Lineage: Eukaryota; Metazoa; Arthropoda; Insecta; Diptera; Culicidae
Gene: jbug
Product: filamin-C
Exons: 17
Coding region: 193-8715 (2840 amino acids)
Biological process (GO): actin cytoskeleton organization
Molecular function (GO): actin filament binding
Source: RefSeq, a predicted model, not a curated record